AGUGAAACUGAAAGGAGGGAGCCCGCGCUCCUCGGGUCCUUCGGCAGGAAGGUGAGCUCGAAAAAGCCCUGCACCCACUCUAGUGAGUUGCGGCCGAGAACUUCGGGCCGCGCAGGGAGGAGGAAGGGGAGUUCAGAAGGUCUUUGGACGCCGCGGCCUGGCCGGCUGUCUUCCUCAUGGCUUCAACCAGCCGUCCUGGCAGUGACUGCUCCCAUGUCAUCGAUCACAGCCACGUUCCCGGGUUCGAGGUGGCCUCCUGGAUCAAAAUCACCCUCAUCCUGGUGUACCUGGCCAUCUUCGUGGUGGGCAUCCUGGGGAAUAGUGUCACCAUUCGGGUCACCCAGGUGCUGCAGAAGAAGGGCUACCUGCAGAAGGAGGUGACGGAUCACAUGGUGAGCCUGGCUUGCUCCGACAUCCUGGUCUUCCUCGUCGGCAUGCCCGUGGAGUUCUACAGCAUCAUCUGGAAUCCCCUGACCACGCCCAGCUACACCGUGUCCUGCAAGCUUCACACGUUCCUCUUCGAGGCCUGCAGCUACGCCACGCUGCUGCACGUGCUGACGCUCAGCUUCGAGCGCUACAUCGCCAUCUGCCACCCCUUCCGGUAUAAAGCCAUGUCGGGGCCCUGCCAGGUGAAGCUGCUGAUUGCUUUCGUCUGGGUCACCUCCGCCCUGGUGGCGUUGCCUUUGCUUUUUGCCAUGGGAGUCGAGUACCCCUUGGUGAACGUGCCCAGUCACCGCGGUCUCACGUGCAACCGCUCCCGUACCCGCCACCACGAGCAACCGGAGAGCUCCAACAUGUCCAUCUGUACCAACCUCUCCAGCCGCUGGACCGUGUUCCAGUCCAGCAUCUUCGGUGCCUUCGUCAUCUACCUCGUGGUCCUGUUCUCCGUGGCCUUCAUGUGCUGGAGCAUGAUGCGGGCGCUCACGAGGAGUAAGCAGGGCACGCUGGCCGCCCAGGGGCAGCAGCUGCAGGGGAGGAAGUCGGAGAGCCAGGAGAGCAGGAGCGCCCGGAGGCAGACCAUCAUCUUCCUGAGGCUGAUCGUUGUGACGUUGGCCGUCUGCUGGAUGCCUAACCAGGUUCGGAGGAUCAUGGCUGCGGCCAAACCCAAGCACGACUGGACCAAGUCCUACUUCCAGGCGUACAUGGUCCUCCUCCCCUUCUCGGACACCUUCUUCUACCUGAGCUCGGUCGUCAACCCGCUGUUGUACAACGUGUCCUCGCAGCAGUUCCGCAGCGUGUUCGGGCAGGUGCUGCGCUGCCGGCUGACGCUGCCACACGCCAACCAGGAGAAGCGUCUGCGCGCCCACGUGGCCUCCACCGUGGAUAGCGCCCGCUUAGCACGCCGCCCGCUCAUCUUCCUGGCUUCCCGGCCCAAUUCCUCUGCAAGGAGAACUGACAAGGUUUUCUUAAGCACUUUUCAGAGCGAGGCCAAGCCCGACUCUAAGCCUCAGCAGUUGAGUCGUGAGUCACCGGAUCCCAACUCGGAGGUGAAACCUGCCCACCCUGCCGCCGAAAAUGGUUUCCAGGAGCAUGAAGUGUGACUGUCCGUAAAGGAAGGAAGGAAAGCUGGAGCACCAACAGGCCCUCCCCACACGAAAGCGACGGUUACCUUCAUGCAGCAGUGACAACAAACUGUGCCCCCAUCAUCAGGGACAGGAGUGGAAGACAGACAGACAGGGGCCUGGGGAAAAAAAACAGAUGGCCACUUAAAAGUGUCACUUACGUAAGGGCUAAUGCUGCUUCCAACCUGGCCUCAACUCUGGCCCAUCUGUAUCCAUUCCUCCUCCUUCCUUCCAUUAAGGACACACUGAAAAUUCAGUCAAACUGAAUGUAUCCAGAGCUCACAAAAAGUUUUUUGUUUUUACACUGAGCUCUUUCACUAUUUGCAAAGGAACUGAAAGAGAGAAAACGGAUUCCCCUCGCUACCCGGAAUAAAAGGACACCCAGAAAAAUCUCAAAAUCUCAGGGGGCUGGGGGGAGGCAGGCCAGAAGAACAAUGCAGGAGGAGCUGCUGUCUCCUUCAGCUUCAGCAGUGUGCCAAGAAAAGGCCUAAUUUGAGGAGCAGGAUGGUGCUGGGGAGCCCUGGCCGAAGGGCUGGGGCAGAACUGCUCCUUUUCUUGGGCCGGGGCCCGUUGCAAAGAGGGGUGUUGCAGCAGCUGAUGCACACGGAAUUCAGUCUUCCUGGGGAGCAAAAGGAUUGGUACCCAGCCGAGGCGAUGAGGCAGGCCGCCGACGAUGCACACGACUUGCGGUACAGGAUUCCUGCAACACAGACCCAAAGGAGCGCGGUUAACCAGCCUGCACUGGCCACAAGACGGCAACCCUCUGAGCCCAAAUCCCCACGGAGAGCGCUGUCUUACUUCUCCUACAGCCCAGAAACUUGGUGUGGCCAGGGAGCUGCUCCAGCUUGUUUUCAUUGAGCCCCCCCAAAAUACAUGACGUGUGCAGUGGAGAAGGCAGGCAUCAUUUCACUUGCUUCUGAGAUGCCAGUACCAGUGAAUAAAGAGCUUUUACAAUCAAA
Molecule: messenger RNA, 2521 nt
Organism: Eubalaena glacialis (North Atlantic right whale)
Lineage: Eukaryota; Metazoa; Chordata; Mammalia; Artiodactyla; Balaenidae
Gene: GPR39
Product: G protein-coupled receptor 39
Exons: 3
Coding region: 177-1541 (454 amino acids)
Biological process (GO): G protein-coupled receptor signaling pathway
Cellular component (GO): membrane
Molecular function (GO): G protein-coupled receptor activity
Source: RefSeq, a predicted model, not a curated record